This is a messenger RNA of Prunus dulcis (almond), 2249 nucleotides long. RefSeq names its product LEAF RUST 10 DISEASE-RESISTANCE LOCUS RECEPTOR-LIKE PROTEIN KINASE-like 2.2. Gene Ontology annotation, molecular function: ATP binding; polysaccharide binding; protein kinase activity. The coding region runs from base 1 to 2124 and encodes 707 amino acids. The record is from RefSeq and is a predicted model, not a curated record. Gene Ontology annotation, biological process: protein phosphorylation. Lineage: Eukaryota; Viridiplantae; Streptophyta; Magnoliopsida; Rosales; Rosaceae. The transcript is spliced from 3 exons.
AUGUCUGGAAGAAGUCUCCUAUUUGCGGCUUACACAGUGCUCCUUCUUCUUCUUGUUCCUUCCUCUUGUUCCCAAACAUCUUCCAAUAAUAUUACAGCUGAUAACUCUGAUUGUAUCCGUUCUUGUGGAAAUAUUAACAUAAGCUCUCCAUUCCGAUUGAAAGGAGACUCUAAACACUGCGGCAACAAAAGGUUCGAGCUAUCUUGUGAGGCCAAGGGAAAUGGUACUACUCAUCAUGCAGUGCUAUCCUUGUACUCAGGAAAGUAUUAUGUACAAGCAAUCAAUUACAAUAACUUCACAAUCCGACUUGUGGAUGUUGGUGUUCACAAGAUCAAGGACAACUACUUCUCCCACCCACUCUACUCCUUGGCCCUCUUCAACUUUUCUUAUUACUCCAAUUAUACAGGUCCUCUUCCUGGGUAUUACCAUAGAGAAUCAUUAAUGUCUAUAAUCUUCCUGAGCUGUGAAAUUCCAAUGAAUCCUUCCCAUCUCAUUGUUGAAACAGCUCCAUGCAUCAGUGGGGUCAACAACUAUUCUUCUUCCAAUUCUUCUUUCUCCAAUUUAACAACAUAUUCUUAUUUCCUAAAAUUUCCGGUUGGGCGUGCUGGCCCAAGGGCAUACAAUUUUGGGGAUUCCUGCAAAAUAACACUAAUGGUUAUGGUGUCCCCUUCAACUGAGGAGCACAUGACGUCUUGCAAAGGAAUAUAUAAUGAAAUAGCGCAUGGCUUUGAACUCUCAUGGUUUUAUUAUGCAUGUUCAGAAACUUGCGGAUCAGGGGAAUUUUGCAGUCUGAACAACACCGGCAAUGGAAUUCAAUGCGAGCAACAAGACAUAAUAUUGCCAGAAGAAGCAUGUCUUCACCCCGCAUAUAGGCUCUUCAACCCUGAUGGGCCUUUGUUGCCUACGGAUAUGCCCAGAUUCUACUUUGCCAAGCUUCUGGGAUGUGCAGUCGGUUUCCUAGUACUAUACGUAGCAGCCAAAUUUACAUUUGGUUUUCCCUUUGUAACUGCACUGCUAAUAUAUAAAUGGCGAAGGAGGCACUUGUCAAUGUAUGAGAAUAUAGAAGACUUUCUACAGAGUAAUAAUAAUCUCAUGCCAAUAAGGUACUCUUACUCGGACAUCAAAAAGAUGGCCAGAGGUUUCAAGGACAAAUUGGGUGAAGGAGGCUAUGGCUCUGUAUACAAGGCAAAGCUCCGCCGCGGUCACCUUGUAGCCAUCAAGAUGUUAGGCAAGUCCAAAACUAAUAAUGGCCAAGACUUUAUCAAUGAGGUUGCUACCAUUGGAAGGAUUCGCCAUGUUAACGUGGUGCGACUUAUUGGCUUCUGUGUUGAAGGUUCAAAACGUGCUCUUGUAUAUGAUUUCAUGUCUAAUGGGUCUCUCGAGAAAUACAUUUUUUCUCAACAAGGAGAUGUGUCUUUAAGUUGCCAUAAAAUAUUUGAAAUCGCACUCGGAGUGGCUCGUGGUAUUGAUUACCUCCAUCAAGGCUGUGACAUGCAAAUUUUGCACUUUGACAUCAAGCCUCACAACAUUCUUCUAGACGAGAAUUUUACUCCCAAGGUCUCUGAUUUUGGGUUAGCAAAGCUAUACCCAUUGGAUAAUAGCAUUGUAUCUUUGACUGCAGCAAGAGGAACCAUGGGAUACAUUGCUCCAGAACUGUUCUACAAAAACAUUGGAGGUGUUUCAUACAAAGCCGAUGUGUAUAGUUUCGGAAUGCUAUUGAUGGAAAUGGCUGGUAGAAGGAAAAACCUGAAUGCGGGUAUAGAACAAUCAAGCCAAUUUAGCCAAAUCUACUUUCCGACAUGGGUUUCUGAUCAGUUGAAGGCAGGAAAGGACAUAGAAAUAGGAGAUGAUGCAACAGAUGAGGAAAAGAAGAUCAUAAAGAAGAUGAUGAUGGUGGCUUUAUGGUGCAUACAAAUGAAGCCUAUCGAACGCCCUUCAAUGAAUAAAGUAGUGGAGAUGCUUGAAGGAGAAAUUGAGAGCCUCCAAAUGCCUCCAAGGCCUUUCUUAUACCCACAACAAAUUCCUGCAGAUGAAGUUGGUGUGGACAAUCGAAGUCCCUGUGCAUCAAGUGCUUCAGAAUCUGAAGAGAUUACUUUGAUUGCGGAUGCAAAUGAAGUGAAUUAAUAUUAGUCACGAUGUGGAUCUAUGUAAGGGAAAGUUAGCAGCUCUACUCUGUAUUUGAUCAUAGCACAAAUAUGUUUACAUGUUGUAAUUGAUUUAAGCAAAUAAUCAGCCUCUGGCUUUGGUUA